AUGCCCCAAGCCGCCCGCGCCUUCGAAUCCACAAAGCAAACCUCCGAAGCCGUCCUCUCCGACGCUUCAAACGCCAUGUCCAAAGCCGCAGAGAACCCAAAGAAAGCGACCACAGACCUCCUCCAUACUCCCUUCAUGCGCGCCGCCCUCCCCUUUAUCAACGGCGGCCUCGCAGGCAUGACCGCCACAACCGUCAUCCAGCCCGUCGACAUGGUCAAAGUACGCCUGCAACUCGCCGGCGAAGGCGUAAAAACCGGACCCAAACCCACGCCCGUAACCGUAUUUAAAGACAUCCUUGCGCAAGGAAAGGUCAUGGACCUAUACACCGGCCUGAGCGCCGGUCUACUCCGCCAAGCAGUUUACACCACGGCGCGCCUCGGCUUCUUCGACACAUUCAUGAAAUCCCUCACCGCGUCCGCAGAAGCAAAAGGCAACGCUAUCGGCUUCAAAGAGCGCGCAGGCGCCGGUCUCGCUGCAGGCGGUCUUGCCGCCGUCGUGGGAAACCCCGCGGACCUCGCGCUCAUACGCAUGCAAUCGGAUGGCUUGAAGCCCCUGGCGCAGCGCGCAAAUUACACAUCUGUCGUCGACGCACUCAGUCGGAUAGCGAAGAAUGAGGGCGUGGGUAGGCUGUGGGCUGGCGCGUAUCCGACCGUUGUGCGCGCGAUGGCGCUAAAUUUCGGACAGCUGGCAUUCUUCUCUGAGGCGAAGAAUCAGCUCAAGACGACGAAUCUCUCGUCGCGGACUCAAACGCUCACUGCCUCAGCCGUCGCAGGCUUCUUCGCGAGUUUCCUGUCGCUGCCGUUCGACUUUAUGAAGACACGCUUGCAGAAGCAGACGCGUGCAGCGGACGGGAGUCUGCCUUAUAAGGGCAUGUUUGACUGCUUCAGAAAGGUUGCAGCCGAGGAGGGGUUAUUAAGAUUCUAUCGUGGUUUCGGAACUUAUUAUGUGAGAAUUGCGCCGCAUGCGUGA
Parastagonospora nodorum SN15 is the source of this 969-nucleotide messenger RNA. RefSeq lists its product as hypothetical. The transcript has a single exon. NCBI's taxonomy places the organism in Eukaryota, Fungi, Ascomycota, Dothideomycetes, Pleosporales, Phaeosphaeriaceae. Gene Ontology annotation, molecular function: oxoglutarate:malate antiporter activity. The record is from RefSeq and is a predicted model, not a curated record. The coding region runs from base 1 to 969 and encodes 322 amino acids. Gene Ontology annotation, biological process: transmembrane transport.